Molecule: messenger RNA, 2307 nt
Organism: Prosopis cineraria
Lineage: Eukaryota; Viridiplantae; Streptophyta; Magnoliopsida; Fabales; Fabaceae
Product: putative pentatricopeptide repeat-containing protein At1g53330
Exons: 2
Coding region: 768-2141 (457 amino acids)
Molecular function (GO): protein binding
Source: RefSeq, a predicted model, not a curated record
UUCUUCUUAAAUUAAUUGUAAACUCCGAGAAAACCCUUCCUCGUGGGUAGCAGAUCUAGUUCGCUGAGUCGACGUACAAGCAUCCGAUUGUCCGGCGGACGCCGUCCGCCGUUGUCAAACCUGCGUGGUUGUUUUCGGGCAAGCAAUGAAGAAGGUUCGAACCCUAGGGCCUUUUCUACUCCCAAAAUCCGGUGAGAUUGAUUUGUUCAAUCUGGUGUUUUGAAUUUUUCCCUGCCUCGUCUGUUCGCGCUGUUCUUGCUUUGCUUUAAACUUUUCAUUUUAAUUUGGCUUUGAAUCUGGUCGCGUGGUCGUUGAAUAUUGACACCUUUGGAUUUGGGAGUAUUUACAUAUUGAGUUUAUUUUUUUGUAUUAGUUUUUGCUUGAAUGGCGUGUAAUUGGCUAUUAUACUUCCUCCCUCUUCAUUUUGAUUACUAGCGACUUCUGUGAUUUGGAUAUUGUUUUUUCCCCCGCAGUGUUGGAUUUGUUGUGUUUAGGCAUUCUGUUUAUUAAUCUUUUUAUAUUAUCAUCAAAUUUGGAAAUUCUCCAGACUCAAGGUGCUGAUGUAUGAUCUUGUAAAUGACUUGGCUCGAGUUGUGUCAAAGUGUCUGGCACAAACGUGAAAGGACAUUAUAUCAACUAUGCAUAUUUCAAAGAUUUCAGCAGGGGGCAUCGUGUAGUAUAGGUUCAGUUUGGUUGUGCUAUGAUGAAGGCUACAUGAUAUCACCCUUCCAAAAAGUUCUCCAUUCAAUAACUUUGAAAUUUUGGAAAUGGCCACUUCCAAAGCCAUAUCUCCCUUCAGGCUCUCUUCCCUCCUCCGCUUGCAGAAGGAUCCUGCUCUUGCUCUUGAACUUUUUAGAAACCCUAACCCUAACCAUGACCCCAAAAAGCCUUUUAGGUACUCCCUUCUUUCAUAUGAUCUCAUCAUUACAAAGCUUGGUCGUGCCAAAAUGUUUGAUCCAAUGGAGCAAGUACUCCAUCAACUGAAGCAAGAGACACGUUUUACUGUUCCAGAGGUGCUCUUCUGUGUGGUUAUAUCGUUCUAUGGUCGGGCACGCCUUCCUGCGCGGGCCCUCCAAACAUUUGAGUCCAUCCCAUCCUUCCGGUGCAAACAAACUAUAAAAUCAGUGAAUACACUUUUAAAUGCACUUUUGAAUUGCGGACAAUACAAGAAAAUGAGGGAAAUUCUGUCUGGGAUGAAUGAAUAUGGAAAGCCAGAUGCUUGUACGUAUAAUAUUCUGAUCAAUGCUUGUUGUGUUGGAGGGGAUAUAGAACAAGCAAGGACUAUGUUCGAUGAAAUGCUAAGAAAUGGGGUUCGUCCAACUGUGGUGACUUUUGGGACUUUGAUUAAUGGGCUUUGUUUAAAUGGUGAGAUACAAGAGGCUUUAAAGCUAAAAGAGGACAUGACGAGGGAUUUCAAACUAAAACCUAAUGUCUUUUUGUAUACAACAUUGCUUAAAGGGCUUUGUCAGAUUGGGGAGCUAAGUUGGGCCUUCAGAAUCAAGGAUGAAAUGGUAAGAAAUAAAGUGAAGUUAGAUUCUGCCGUUUACAAUACCCUAAUUGAUGCACUUUUCAAGGUUGGAAGGAAGGAAGAGGCACUGGUUGUUAUGGAGGAAAUGAAAAAGAGUGGUUGCAAACCGGACUUGGUGACUUGUAAUGUGAUGAUCAGUGAAUAUUGUAGGGAGAAGAAUUUUGAAGAGGCCUAUAAAAUUUUGGAGCAGACGGAAAUUUUUAAGCCAGAUGUUGUGAAUUACAAUGUGAUUAUUGGAUCGUUGUGCAGAGAGGGUAAAUCAAUUGAAGCAAGUGAAUUGUUUCAAGAUAUGCCAAGACGUGGAUGUGCUCCUGAUGUAGUAUCAUACCGCACGCUUUUUGAUGGGCUUUGUAACUGCAUGCACUUCAAGGAGGCAGCAUUUAUUUUAGAUGAGAUGAUGUUUAAGGGUUAUGCACCUCUUAGUAGAAGUAUAAACAAGUUUAUCUGUCAACUGUGCAGGGAAGGCGAUUUUCAGUUACUUUCAGCAGUCAUGACAAGUCUGGGCAAUGGCAAUUUUCUUUAUGAGGAUAUAUGGAAAAUUGCGGUUUCCAUGACUUGCAGUAAGGAGAAGCCAUCAGAAUUUGAACUGUUUGAUACUUUAGUGGUGCCAUAAAUUCCAUUUAUUCUGAUUUGCAGGUUCGGUUGACGAUUCAACCAAAUGCACUAGUUAUGUUCAUUUUUUUGUAUAUAACAACUCACUGACCAAAGAUUCAUUGGUGAUUAUUGGUUGAGAAGGGACAGCGUGAAUUCAUGCAAAGAUUAAGUAUAUACUCCAUGAA